CUUUAUAAUCAACAGUGACUUCUCCUGCCGAGGAUGGCUGUGCGCAGUAACUCUCUGAUGCCGUUCUCCAUUCAAGCCAUCCUGAACCGAAAAGACGAGUCUCGACACUUGAACGAUCUGGAGGUUUGUUUCUCAAAAAGCGCUUGUUGGAAGAUCUUCGGUGGCAUGGAUGAACCGGACAGGAGCGACGAGAGAGAGCACAAGAACUACGACUCGGACUCCGGGAUGAGCGAGGACACCGACAGUAAAGCGCAGAUCGACGCAAAGCCCGAGAAAGACGCAGAUUUAGCGGAAGACACGGACCCGGAGUCCACGGCGGAGCACUGCGGAGCCCGGGAGCGUGUGUCCGACUGCACCGGCGCCGAGGAGAAGAGCAGCGAUCAGCCCAAGCAGCGGAAGAAGCGCUCGCGCGCCGCGUUCUCUCACGCGCAGGUGUUCGAGCUCGAGCGUCGCUUCAAUCACCAGCGCUAUCUGUCGGGACCGGAGCGCGCGGACCUCGCCGCCUCCCUCAAACUCACCGAGACGCAGGUCAAGAUCUGGUUCCAGAACCGACGGUACAAGACCAAGCGACGCCAGAUGGCCGCCGAUCUGCUGGCCUCGGCCCCGGCGGCGAAGAAGGUGGCCGUGAAGGUGCUGGUCCGGGACGACCGGAGACAAUACAGCCCCGGAGAACUACUGCGACCGCCGCUGCUCUCCUAUUACUACCCGUACACGUACUGCCUGCCCGCCUGGAGCCUGUCCUCCGCGUGCACGGGAAGCCAGUGACACCGGGACUUACACUAUAUUUAUUCGACUCAAGACAUUCGUUACCUGAACACGCCAGGCCCGGUUCUACGGGGUGCUCAAACUCUCAGCUAAAGCUGCAUUAAUGGCAUUUCACUGAGGAUUUUGGCAAACCACGGUUUACGGAUCACAUCAGCAUCACAGACACUUCUCUCGAGUUCUUGAACCCAACAGCCAAUCAGAUGCGUUUAUGCUAGAAUCAUCCUCCGCUAUUUGUGUUCAGCACGAAUCAUCUCAUUAUAAAGAAGUGUAGAGAGAUUCAUUGAGCAUCGAUGAGAACUUACAAUAAUUAAGAGCGAGUUUUAGAGAUUGUAAACAGCUCUUUACGCCACAGCAAUGGACGGCACCUUUAUAAAACCUUUAUAGAUAUUAUUAAGGUUCGAGCCCCCUCACUAUUUUGAGAAGCACCCUCAGAGAUGUGCUUCUGGAGCUCAGAACUCGGCUACUAUAUGAGUUUUACACUCUAUAAAACAAGGAUUUUGUGUCACAAUGUUUGGAAAAUAUGUCUGGUUUUAGCAAACUGUCUCUCUUCUGGUUGGAAAGCAGCCGUUGCUGUUGUUUGUUCUCGGUAACGGUAAGACCGGCACUUUCCCACAGUUCAUCACGGCAGGAAACAUGGACUCACGAGAGAACAGUGACGUCUCAGCGUUUACUCCACCUAUGUGUGCUUUCAUAUUAGUGUUACCUGUUUUGUUUAAUGGAAAAGAAAUCACACAUUAAAAGCAUAAUUUCAGUCGUGUUUCUCUGCAUUUUAUGAGAUCCUCAAAGUCAAAUUAUGGAAUUAAUGACCCGUGACACGAGCCCUCUGGAGUCAUUAAACUAGUGUAAGUUUGACAGAAGAGAAGAAGAGUCGCUGAAUAAUCGUUAAAUCCACGUUUAGAAGCAUGUAAAUGUUGUUCCUCCGAGGGUGCUGUAUGGUAUUUUAGGCUAUCAUACUGCUGAAUUCUGCUUUAAAGUUGAAUCCAUAUUUCAGAAUAACUAAAAUCUUCUCUCCACAUUUACGCAUUUUAGUCUCAUUCAUGUAUUGGAGACAAAAAAGGAACUUCGGAAUAUUAAAAUGAGUGAAAUUCGCAACAGCAAUAAACAUAAAGUAACUGAGAUUAUUAACAAUGCAAACCAUAAAACCAAACUAUGCAACCAUCACAGCCCUGUUCAAAAAUAAUAAUCAUGAAACUAAUAACACAUGCAUCGGGUUAUGAUUUAAUGUUGUUUUGUCGGCCGUUUCAAACACUUUGAUUUAUGAUCAGAUCAAGGCAUCAACUCUGUAAUACACUUUACAGAGCUAAUUCGGUUUAACUUUGUGUAUAUAAAUGUAUGAAUUAUAUUUCAAUAAAAGAUUAGCAUAGCUUGC
Carassius gibelio (silver crucian carp) is the source of this 2134-nucleotide messenger RNA. RefSeq names its product homeobox protein Nkx-3.2-like. Gene Ontology annotation, molecular function: RNA polymerase II cis-regulatory region sequence-specific DNA binding; DNA-binding transcription factor activity, RNA polymerase II-specific. Gene Ontology annotation, cellular component: nucleus. Lineage: Eukaryota; Metazoa; Chordata; Actinopteri; Cypriniformes; Cyprinidae. Bases 34 to 765 code for a protein of 243 amino acids. Gene Ontology annotation, biological process: cell differentiation; regulation of transcription by RNA polymerase II. The record is from RefSeq and is a predicted model, not a curated record. The transcript has 2 exons.